CAACCCCCAAUAAAUAUGAGACUGGGGAUGUCUGAGGCUCAUUCUGCCCUCGAGCCCACCAGGAACGAAAGAGAGCUCCAUCUGUCCUCCAGGAACCCAGCUAUGAACUCCCUCUCCACAAGCGCCUUCAGUCCAGUUGCCUUCUCCCUGGGGCUGCUCCUGGUGGUGGCUACUGCUUUCCCCACUCCACUAUCUCUGGGAGAAGAUUCCAAAGAUGAUACCACCUCAAAUAGACCACUACUCACCACUGCAGACAAAACUGGACACCACAUUAAGUACAUCCUCGACAAAAUCUCUGCCCUGAAAAAGGAGAUGUGUAACAAUUUUAGCAAGUGUGAAAACAGCAAGGAGAUACUAGCAGAAAACAACCUGAACCUUCCAAAGAUGGCAGAAAAAGAUGGAUGCUUCCAAUCUGGGUUCAAUCAGGAGAACUGCCUGAAGAAAAUCACCACCGGCCUGUCAGAGUUUCAGAUAUACCUGAAGUACCUCCAGAACCAGUUUAAGAGCGAAAACGAAAACGCCAAGACUAUACAGAUCAGUACCAAUGCCCUGGUCAAGAUGCUGAAGCAAAAAAUAAAGAAUCCAGAUGAAGUAACCUCUCCUGACCCAACUGAAAACACCAGCCUGCUGGAGAAGCUGCAGUCGCAGAAUGAGUGGCUGAAGAACACGACAAUUCACCUCAUCCUUCGAAGCCUUGAGGAUUUCCUGCAGUUCAGCCUGAGAGCUGUUCGCAUAAUGCAACCUUAAACCUACGACAACCUAAGAAUUGUCGUAGUUCAUGAGUAUUCCUUCGUCUGGUCAGAAACCUGUCCACUGGGCACACGACUUAUGUUGUUCUCUAUGAAGAACUAAAAGUAUGAGCGUUAGGACACUAUUUUAAUUAUUUUUAAUUUAUUGAUAUUUAAAUAUAUAAUGUUGAGUUAAUUUAUAUAAGUAUUAGAUAUUUAUAUUUUUAUGAAGUGCCACCUGAAAUAUUUUAUGUAUUAGUUUUGAAAUAAUAACGUAAAAUGGCUAUGCAGCUUGAAUGUCCUCAUUGUUUCAGAGCCGCAUCAUUUCUUGGAAUGUGUAGGCUUACCUCAAGUAAAUUGCUAACUUAUACAUAUUUUUAAAGGAAAUAUUUAUAU
Ceratotherium simum simum (southern white rhinoceros) is the source of this 1124-nucleotide messenger RNA. It is a transcript of the gene IL6, whose product is annotated as interleukin 6. Gene Ontology annotation, biological process: positive regulation of receptor signaling pathway via JAK-STAT; cell differentiation; immune response. Gene Ontology annotation, molecular function: interleukin-6 receptor binding; cytokine activity. Gene Ontology annotation, cellular component: extracellular region; interleukin-6 receptor complex. The record is from RefSeq and is a predicted model, not a curated record. Lineage: Eukaryota; Metazoa; Chordata; Mammalia; Perissodactyla; Rhinocerotidae.